Messenger RNA from Alosa alosa (allis shad), 4850 nucleotides. It is a transcript of the gene il12rb2, whose product is annotated as interleukin 12 receptor, beta 2a. Gene Ontology annotation, molecular function: cytokine receptor activity; cytokine binding. Bases 1250 to 3748 code for a protein of 832 amino acids. The record is from RefSeq and is a predicted model, not a curated record. The transcript has 14 exons. Gene Ontology annotation, cellular component: signaling receptor complex; external side of plasma membrane. NCBI's taxonomy places the organism in Eukaryota, Metazoa, Chordata, Actinopteri, Clupeiformes, Clupeidae. Gene Ontology annotation, biological process: cytokine-mediated signaling pathway.
UUGAUUUUGUGGCGCCCCGCCACAGGAUUUGUCAAUGUAUGGGAAAACGUCUGUGAAAGGUUUUCUAUUCAUUGCAUGUUGGAGUCUGGGAAUAACACCUAUUUAUGUCCUUAACAUGACCAUCUAUCAUCAAAAUGAAUUUGAGGAUGGUAUAGCUUGCUUCACAAAAGCAUGCCUCUAGUGGCAAAUUGUUGCAGUUUCUUUAAAAUAUGGUUACUGUCCGUCAGUGACAGACAAAUUCUCCAUCAGACAUUGUCCCCUUCAAAUAACCUUUCAAAUAACCACAAAGACAAACACAAACAUGGUCUAAUUAACUCACUGUGAGUCUGAUGCUUUGGCUGGCCUACUCGAACAACUAGAUUUUUGUGGUUUAAAAUAGUUCAGUGUGUAACUCCUUUACUCCAGACAGAGUAAUACUUUAUUUGGUUUCAUUUGUUUGCAACAUUUUAAUGCUCUUAAAUGAAACAAAUGACAAAGUUACAUAAAUAUGAAGGUGCAUAGUGGUGCUGAAAGAAGAGUGUGGACCAUCUAGCACAGGCUAGGCUACAUGUCUACGCAUACGCAUACCACAGGGGAGGGGGAACUGGGAACUGAGGUCAUGCACUGAAAUGUCAACCCAAAGACACACUUCCAGUCGUUCGAUGGGGCAAGAAGCACGACUUCAACUCUCAAAUAUGGUACUGUCGAUAUCAGUGAAACUCUGAAACAGAAACUAAACAAUCAGGGAACUGCCAAAUAACCUCAGGAUGAUGGACGAAGGCAUAUUACGCUUUAAUGUCGAAGACAAUGGUCUAGAUGAAGUCGUCGGAGACAGUGACGACAUUACCACCUGUAUGGGUUGUGUGAGUAAGACAUCUACCUCUAUUACCAAUACGAAAAAUGGCGACUUAACAAGUCAACUAAAUAUAGAUUCAAACAUUGCAUUUUACUUUGUCGGCCGCUCUAUAACUAGACGAAAUGUCUUGUUCUUUAAUGAAGAAACUUCAAAAGUUAGAUGAACUCACUCUGAUAAUAGCGGGUCAUCAUCCUGUUUCUCAUUAGCCUGGUAUUCGUUUUUCACCACAUUUUCAUUUCAAUACAAGAUUAGCCUACUGCUGAAAAGUUGGUAAUUUUCCAUGACGAAUAUUUUUCAGUUGUUGCUUAUUUCAAAUGGCUAAAAUGCCGCUAAUCUUACAGUUGUAGGUAACUGGAUGUGGACGUGCAGUGGACCCAUGUUGAUGAUCAGCGUUCUGUCGGGGCAUGUAUUGCAAUGACAAUCCACGCAUUUUUCCUCUUGCUAUGCACAGUAGGAAUCUGCAAAGCCCAGCGUCCUUGCGAAGCAAAUCCCAGCCUUGGCAAGUUUGUUGAAGUGGGCGCAAAUUUCAGCAUUUUCUGCGUCAUUCAAGGUGGUUGCAAAAGUAUCUUUGUUCACCGCGAUACCAAUCACGAACAACGUCACCAACGAGUAAAUGCCACAACAGUAAUGCACGAGGUUCAGGGAAUAAUGGGGAAUAGCACAUAUACUUGCAAAUGUGCGGAGAAGUCUCUGGUCUGUGGCGUUGAUAUAGUUGUUGGAUACCUACCUGAGGUCCCUCAAAAUCUGACCUGUGAGCAGAACGGAGAAUUUGGAAAUGUCACUUGCACUUGGAAACCAGGAAAGGACACCGGCCUGCAGACAACAUCAGAGUUUAGUGUCAGGACUGCAUCUGACAACAGCCCUGACGUCAUCUCUGAGGAGCACUCAGCCACGUUCCAUCCCGGUUCUGAGACUCAGUUCUUUGUCAGCGUGAGGGCUUCCAACAGACUGGGACACAGUGCUGCUGGUGAAAUUAAUUUCACUCUCAGUCACAUAGUGAGACCCACACCUCCAGUUCUGGCUCAGAUAGAAUGUUCCUCCCGCCUUUGCCACCUCCACAUCACCAACGUGGGCUCCUGUCACAUGCUUGAGGUUCAACACAGAAGGAAUCAUGGGCACUGGUCUACACAGCUAUUCAAUCGCACAGAGUCAAACCACAACUGGAACAUCUCUAUCUCGUUGGAGCCCUUCGUGUUUUACCAUUUCCGUGUCAAAUUGAAGUUAAGACCACACAUGGGUUUGUGGAGCCAGUGGAGCAGUUUCAACCAGCGGACUGAGGAAGAAGCACCAAUUAAAAAGCUGGAUAUUUGGUACAUUAAAGAAUCACCCUGGAUAAUCUUACUUUGGAAGGAACUGAAUCAGACAGAAGCCAGGGGAAGAAUCCUUGGAUACACAGUAUUAGUUAAGAACACUACGACAAAGAAGACCACAUUCUGGAACGUAACAAACACAUUCACAAAUGUUACUGAUCAGCUGUGCUCUCAUUGUGUCAUCACUGUCUCAGCCUUCAACUCCAGAGGCUAUUCUCCACCUGCUAAUAUAGCCAUACUAGGUGAAAAAGCACAACUUCCUCAGAAAGUGUCCCAUGUAUCUCAGAGUGAUGGCAGCAUUGCCAUCUCCUGGCAGAAGCCUGCCACUGCAGCAGUGGGGGCAGUGACUAGCUACCUUGUGGAGUGGUGCCCUGCUGGCAGAUUGUUUAAGGAACUCAAGUGGCAAAGACUGAACAGAGAGCAACUGAGUAUCAUCAUCACAGGUCUUCAGCCACAUGAGUGUUAUAAAGUCAGAGUUUACGCUCUAUUCAAAGACGGAAGAGGAAAGGCAGAAUUUGACAUUUCUCCUCAGCCUAAGGUUCCGGAGAAAGGUCCUGAUCUUAAUCGUAUUCAGUCACUGGUCACAGUUGACAACACCAUGCUGGUGACAUGGAUGCCAAUCCCAAGACAACAGUUGAGGGGUUGCCUCACUAAGUACACCAUCUACGUUCAAGGACCAAGGACCAAAGUCCCAUAUGAUGUGUCGACAGAGCUCAUGUCUAGAAACUUCAGCGUCUCUGGUCUCACAGAUGGUCAGCAGUACAGAGUAUUUAUGACUGCUUGGACCGAAGCUGGAGAGAGUCCACCUGGAGACCCCCACUCCUUCACCGUUAAACACCAACAGAAAACUUCACCUCUGGUCUUUGGGAUCCUGGUAGCCAGCUGCAGUGUUGUGCCUUUUCUUGUGGUUCUCAUGUGCCUGUGUCAUAUCUUCUCACUUCACCAAAGAUUUCUAAGAUGCUGUCACCUCCUUCCGGACAUGGUUCCAGAUCCAGCCAACAGUAAAUGGGCCAAAGAGUGUUCAGGUGAAAAGGUAGGCAUACCAUUUAUCUCAUGUGUCAGUUACAUUUUGUUCUUUAUACCAUCAUACCAUUAUCUUACAUCAACCCCCUCCACCACCACCACCAUUUCUCCACAGGGUGAGAUGACUUUGAAACUGUACCUGAGUGACUCUAGUGUGAGCGAGGAUGAACCGGACACAGUGGAGGUGCAGGAGAUGCCCAGCGAGAGCUCGAUUCCCGGUGCACUGAUGGGCCUUGACAGCACCAGCAGCGGUCUGCAGCAGGGACAGGAUGUGUGCCUCUCCUUCAGCCUCAAGUCCCCUAGUGCCUACCUGAAGAGCUUCUCGCACGAGUCCUAUCAGACCCAAGAGUCUCAGAACACAGAGGUGACUGUGGACUACAUCUCCUCACAAGGGAUGAUGAGUGGCGAGAGAGAUGGUGAGCAGCAGCAAGAGGAAGAGGACGUGUGUACGGAUGGACCAAGGUUCCUUCCCUGUCCGCUCUUUGACCCUAAGGUUUCCAUAGGGGGCAAGCUUACUUUGGACUCUGUGAAAAUUGACUGUAGCAAUUUCUUGGAUGAACCAUGUUUUAUGCAUUGCUGAAAACAUGACAUCUAGGAAUUACUCAAAUAGCCUUAACAAACUUUAUGCCAGUGUCAAGCAAGAAAGCUACAAUACCGAUGGACAAUUGAAAUUGUUGCCAAUUUCCCUUGGACAAGCCAAUGACUUGAAGCUUUCUACAUGCAGGAUUCAAACAUUUUCACAACCAAUUAUGUUACAUUGGUUGCAUUGUGUGGACAAAGCAUGUCUGAAGGCCUGUAUACAUCAAUCUCUGUAACGUUCAUUAUUUUAGCUUCUGUCGAUACCAUGAUAAUGUUUCUCAUAUCUACAGUAGUUUACCUGGUCAUGUAAAUUUUGAUAACUAUGUUGAUGCCUAUAUGAAAACAGAAAAUCGCAGAAUCUAAAACGAAUCAGCCACUGUCUGCAAAGAUAUGUUGUGCAAAAUCUAUCUUCUACUUAGUAAAAGAAAACGUGUGAAUAAUUUGAUAGUGAGUAAACAGGCAAUGUCCCAUUAUUUUGGGGGGCUAAUUGUAAUUAUUUUGUGUCUUAACAUUGUUACAUUGUCCCAGCAACUCAGGAUUAAGUGCCUUGCUCAAGGGCACAAUGGUGGAAGCCAGGAAUUCAACCCACAACUUUUCUGGCACAAGGCACUUGUUACACGGGUCCAGAAAAAAACCCUGCUCCAACAGCAGUUCUCCCCAUAUGUGCUAGAAUCAUUCGUGGCCAAUUAUCCAUCCACUUCGAGUACACCAUGUGAAUCUGCCACAAGUAUAGGCUAACUAAAAUAGAUGUUAGAAAAAUAUCAAUGGAGUAAAAAGAAUAAUCUCUUCAAAAAAAAGAUGAAACACGAAGGUUAGGAAAGAAGAGAGGCCAUGAGAAUAUACAACCUAAACUAAGUAUUUAAUGGGCUAUAAAAGUUCUGUAUUUAAGCAGAGUGAAAACAUUUGGGGGACGUUUCGCUGGAGAGAACAGCCCUAAUUUACAAUUCAUGAAAUAUCAGCUUCAUUUCAGAAAGCCUCUCCAUAUAAACAAGUUACACUUAGCCGACGGGAUGCGGAGGCUCCGAGUUAGGUCUGUCUGGCCAGUUAGGAAGGCGCAUACAGCUCGUGUGUGGUGAACGCUAGAUACUAGGCUACAGCAAGAC